CUCUCCAUUGAUCUACCUUUCCCAGCAGAGCACCUGAGUUACUUCUGAAGCCUCCAGCAUCGGCUCACCUUUCAGGGCCCCUCUGGAGCAGCCAUGAAGUUCCUCAUUCUGGUCCUCUGCCUUGCUCAGCUCUGGGAAUGCUACGCUGCCCCACCUGGCGUAGGUUUGGCCUAUGGACAAGUGAAUUGUGAUGACCCAGAAGUAGAGCAAGUAGCUAUGGCAGCUGUGGACUACAUCAAUAAGCACAGGAGUCAAGGCUACAAGCACACCUUGAACCAGAUUGACAAAGUGAAAGUGUGGCCUCCGCGGCCCACGGGAGGAGAAGUGUUUGAGCUUGAAAUAGACACACUGGAAACCACCUGCCAUGUACUGGACCCCACCCCUGUGGUCAAUUGCUCUGUGAGGCCGCUGAGAUAUCACGCUGUGGAAGGAGAUUGUGAUUUCCGUGUGCUGAAACAGGAUGGCCAGUUGUUCGUGUUGUUUGCAAAAUGUGAUUCCAGUCCAGACUCUGCAGAGGAUGUGCGAAAAGUGUGCCCAGACUGCCCCCUGCUAGCUCCACUUAAUAACACCGGGGUGGCAAAUGCUGUAGAUGCUGCGCUGGAAGCUUUCAAUGCGAAUAAUAGUGGCUCCUACUUUCAGCUUGUGGAAAUUACCCGGGCUCAAAUUGUGCCUCUUCCACCUGCAACCUACGUGGAGUUUGCAGUGGCUGCCACUGACUGUGUUGCUAAAGAGGUCACAGACCCAGCCAAAUGUAACUUGCUUGCAGAAAAGCAAUAUGGCUUCUGUAGGGCGACCAUCUAUGAGAAGGUUCUUGGGGGUGGUCCUGGGAAUGCUGAUGAAGUGACCUGUACAGUGUUCCCAACACAGCCUGUGGUACUACAGCCUCAGCCAGACACCAAUACACCCACCUCUGGAGCAGCUUCAGCUGCGCCUCCACCCCCUCCAGCUAACCUGCCAGCGGGUGCCAAGGUGGUGGGACCCCUGGUGGUGGCAGCUCCCCCGCCAUCUGCAUCAGUGAACCGGGCACACCAUGACCUUCGCCACACCUUCCCGGGUGUGGCCUCAGUGGAGUCAGCCUCAGGAGAAGCGUUCCAAGUGGGGAAAUCACCCAAGGUGGUACAGCCCGGAGUGGAUGCUGCUACUGGGCCACUGGUCCGCCCUUGCCCUGGGAGAAUCAGACACUUCAAGGUCUAGAUGAAGGUUAGAGAUGAGAAGGAUUGGCAAAAAGAACAUAGCCACCAUUUUGUCCAAGUCUGAGUACAGGUAGGGGCCUUGUCUGCUAUCAAAGCAAGUGACACAUGUGGUCUAGAUUAAUAUCAAGCCUGGAAUUCCAACUUCUCUUCACUCUUCAGAAAACAGAAGCAGAGGGGGUGACAGUUAUGUCUGAUAAAAGGCGUAAAGCCAGCCACUCAAUUGUCAUUGUUUUGAUGCUAAGCCACCACCACUGCUCUCCAUCUUCUUUGACCUCACAAAAAUGAGAACUGUGAUUUUGACAGGUGUUCUUGCCAAGCUUAUAUUUGCCUAUUAAUAAAAGUGUCUGGAGGUCCUUCCUUCAUAAAGAAGGUUCUAAGCUGAAA
Messenger RNA from Artibeus jamaicensis (Jamaican fruit-eating bat), 1577 nucleotides. RefSeq names its product alpha 2-HS glycoprotein (gene AHSG). Lineage: Eukaryota; Metazoa; Chordata; Mammalia; Chiroptera; Phyllostomidae. The record is from RefSeq and is a predicted model, not a curated record. Bases 94 to 1194 code for a protein of 366 amino acids. Gene Ontology annotation, biological process: negative regulation of endopeptidase activity. The transcript has 7 exons. Gene Ontology annotation, molecular function: cysteine-type endopeptidase inhibitor activity. Gene Ontology annotation, cellular component: extracellular region; extracellular matrix; blood microparticle.